Molecule: messenger RNA, 1557 nt
Organism: Saccostrea cuccullata (small rock oyster)
Lineage: Eukaryota; Metazoa; Mollusca; Bivalvia; Ostreida; Ostreidae
Exons: 6
Coding region: 83-1111 (342 amino acids)
Source: RefSeq, a predicted model, not a curated record
UUUUCCAUAAACAAUUUUUUAAGCUAAUGGAACAGGUGAAUGUGCGGCUGUGAUUUUGCUGAAUGGAUUAAAUAUAGGACUGAUGCACGAAUUUCUUCCCUGUGAAACAGAACUCCCGUAUUUAUGUCAAACUGUUACAGACGGGAAAAACGCUAUCUUGAAGAACGACGUAAAAAACUGGACUAAUGCUGUAAAAAAAUGUUCUUUGAGGGGUUCCUUUGAUGGUUCCUACGACCUCACAAAUCCACCUUCAAGUAGCAUAAAGGCAUGGACAGGAAUAUCUCGACGAAUUAUUAAUCAGUGGAGCAACAGUAUGAUUGAUAGUACCACAGAUCUAUACGACUGCUUAGCGGUAAGCAAAGAUUCGGCAAGCAGCACCGUAAAAAUUCAUGCCAAAACUUGCAGUGAUUUACUUCCUGUUCUGUGUGAACGAUCCGGUAAUACUGAUUCUACUAUUCAGCCUUCUACUGAACUCACUACAAGUGAAGGUGAGACAACCUCAUUUGAAGUUACAAAUUUUUCAGAUGUUACUACAACAUUUAUCCACCAGAAAACCACAGUGUCUUAUCUUUCUUCAUCCCCCCUAUUAUCUGCUGAACAGGAAACCAAACCUAAUGAUAGUAUCGUGCCAGCUAUUGUAGGGGGUGCAGCGGCUGGAGUAAUUAUCAUUUUAUUGAUAGUCUUCAUUGUACUUUAUAAAAGAUUUCAACAAAAGAAUAGCAAUAAAGUAAACCGUCAUAGUUCCGGUGCUGUCUAUAGUGAGAUCAACAAGUCCCGCCAAAAAAGUUCUACUGGUAUAGACGGAGCAGCGGAACAAGACGGUACCGACGACACGUACGACCAUACAGUAAACAGGAAGUCACGCCAGAGUGUACACAGUGUACAGGAAAAUAUGUACGAUCACACAACUGCUCCUCAAAAGGAACCAGCGGAAGAUAAUUUCUACGAUUCAACUUGUAGAAAUACUCAAAAAGAUACCAUUAUUAAUGACAAUGAAUAUGGCUCCGUGAAUCCAGCGACCGGAAAUGACGUGUACAGCCACACCAAUCAAGUAUUCAGUUCUAGUGAUGCAGACGUUGAAAAUUAUGAUAGCAUGAACAAUCUCAAAUAAAACAAAUACAAAUUUUACGAAUUCUUAUUAUCAAUAGAAUACAUUCUAGAAAUAUUUUAUAUAAAGUAAAACAGCUACUAGUAUCUCAAAAUAUUCAAAUGCAUGAUAACAGAUCGUAUCAUUUAAUAUUUCUUGCCUUUUCAUAAGACCUGCGUUCUAUUCGUUCCUUUGCCAAAUACAUGUGUAAUUCAUUAUUGCUCAAGUUUUCCAUCUUAAUGGUGAAAGCUCACUGUAGGGUAAAUCUAUAUUAGAAAAAGAAUUUGUCGUGAUUUAUAUAGACACAUUUUACCAAUAUAGGUUGUUUAUAGCGACUGUUCAUCUUCAUCUGACCUGGUAAAGAAUUUAUUAAUUAGACGUAGUUAUCGUUAUACUGUGUUUUACUGUUACAAUUGCUUGGAAACAUUUUUAGUUCAGUUCUCAGCUCCAGUAAUAAAUCUAAAAUAAUA